UGUUCCCAGUUCUCGUUCAGCUCCACUUCACAUUGGUUGUUCCCGUCGCAAUGACAAUCUGGUGGCUGACCUUGCUCGGCCUUUGUCUCAAUCUGAGUGUCGGAUCGGCAUUGCAGGUUCCGCAGCACAACUGCGAAAGGUACUUCUCCUACUACAAGGAAAGCACUGGAGCCUAUAUUGGCGUCUUCACGGCCCCCCGCGCUGGAGUCAAUAGCCUGACAUGGGAGGUGAUCUUUAAUGCCCACGGAACGGGUCAGGCAGCAUCUGUCGGAUCUCUCCUGCCAUAUCCCUCUAAGGAUAGCGCCUUCGAAAAUAUACACAAUGGAGAACGUGGCCAGGUAUUUGUGCGCUUUCAAAACUUCGGGGACGAGCUGCCCAAACUUAUCCGGGCGGAAUUCAAUGAUGAGCUUCUGUGCCAAAACGAUGAAUACGAUGCCCCUUCGAGCACAAUGACCCGUCGGCAGUCUAUGUCCACCUCAACGCCCAUUACUCAAAAAGCACCGCCGAGGGAAAUGGCAGUGCCCCAGUCGAGAUAUGUCCCGAAUACGCUCCCUAGUGAACCUAAACCUAAUCCAUUCCUUCCUCAAAAUAUACCGAGGAUUGAGUCCGACUUUGAUGAGUGCGGCGUGGAGGGUUUUGCGCCCCUGCAAAUCGGAGGCGACCUGGUGACCCGGGGUCAGUAUCCCUGGCUGGCGGCCCUCUACGAAGGUAGUUCCACGGCUACCUACAAAUGCGUGGUCUCGGUGAUCUCCAAAAGGACUGUGAUCACGGCGGCCCACUGUAUUUAUGGCAAGGAAGCCAAUAAACUUUGGGUCUAUCUGGGCAGACAUGAUCGCAACGAGAAUCCAGAGAACGGAGCUUCGUUGGUCAGUGUGUCCAGGGUGAUAACUCCUUCCGCCUACGAAGGCAGUCCCGUUCCGGAUGUGGAUGUGGGCCUUCUGGUGCUAAACGCGGCGAUGGUGUACACCAAGUACAUCCAGCCGCUCUGCCUGUGGAGCUCCAAUAUGGGAUUACCACCGAACGAGGGCGAUUCUGGAGCGGUGGCUGGUUGGGGUUACGAUCGAAGUGCCCAGAAGACACGAUUUCCCAAGACGGUGAGUGUACGCCUGGUGCCGAGGGAUCAGUGCCUCAAGGAGAUGAAACGGGCGGAGGACUUCAUCACACGGCGGACAGUCUGUGCUGGGAAUCCGGAAUCUCACGGCCCCUGCUUCGGAGACUCGGGGUCUGCACUGAUGGUCCUGCGAAAUAACCGAUGGUACAUUCGGGGCGUCGUCUCUUUAUCGCCUCGCCAGGGAGAUAUAUGCGACCUUAGCAAGUACGUGAUUUAUUGCGAUGUUGCCAAGCACAUCGACUGGGUUCGUCAAAAUAUGGUGAUAUGAUGUGAGAUCAAUUCGGUGUUCAAAUUUUAAGAAACUAAGUUAAAAGUGGAAAGUGUGUGUGUGAAGAUAGACAAAUUAAAACAUCUCUGUACAAAAUCUAAUAAAAAUCAUACUGUCUAUUAAUUAACAUA
Messenger RNA from Drosophila subpulchrella, 1510 nucleotides. Its product is annotated as serine protease gd. The record is from RefSeq and is a predicted model, not a curated record. Gene Ontology annotation, biological process: proteolysis. NCBI's taxonomy places the organism in Eukaryota, Metazoa, Arthropoda, Insecta, Diptera, Drosophilidae. Bases 51 to 1379 code for a protein of 442 amino acids. Gene Ontology annotation, molecular function: serine-type endopeptidase activity. The transcript has 3 exons.